Messenger RNA from Caenorhabditis remanei, 2457 nucleotides. RefSeq lists its product as uncharacterized. Gene Ontology annotation, cellular component: exocyst; membrane. The transcript is spliced from 12 exons. Gene Ontology annotation, biological process: Golgi to plasma membrane transport; exocytosis; intracellular protein transport. The record is from RefSeq and is a predicted model, not a curated record. Lineage: Eukaryota; Metazoa; Nematoda; Chromadorea; Rhabditida; Rhabditidae. Bases 1 to 2457 code for a protein of 818 amino acids.
AUGCCCAACUCGUCCAGCACUUCUCAACAGGCCAACACGGGCAGCGAAACGGCGUCGACGUCCUAUGUGAAUUACGUCGAAAUGAGCGCGGAGCAGGAAUACUUCCUGUACGAGUUGGAGACAACGGAUAGUGGAAGUAUGGGGCUGGUCCUGAGAGCGAUUUAUGAUACUGGCGACGUCCAACAAUUUGCUCGGGCACUCCAACAGCGCAUCUCCCACUACGACAAAAAUAUCCAGAAAGUGUGCUCGUUCCACUAUCAGAGCUUUGUGGAUGCGAUGCAGGAGUUGAUGCAGUUGAAGGAGCAGUGCCAGGAUAUCAAGGACGAGACGGUCAGCAUCGACGGAGAGAUUCAGAGAAUCAGUCAACGACUCUGCCAGAAGAAACAGGAAAUUGUGAGAUAUCGCAAGCUCAUGAAGAAUGCCAAAACCGCCAUGGACCAAAUCACCGUUUGCUUGCCAGUUCUCGAGAACUAUGCCAAACUUCAAGAACAGAUGGGAAAUAAAAAAUACUAUCAAGCUCUGAAGACACUGGAAGAGCUCGAGCACACCCAUCUGGCUCUGGUCGAGAAGUAUCGAUUCACCCAAGUUCUGGCUAAGAGCAUGACACCAGUGAGACUCGAAAUCAAGGAGAAGGCUUACUCCGAGUUCAAGGACUUCUUGGAAAACAUCAAGAAAGUUGCAGGGAGAAUUGGAAAGCAUGCCAGCAAAGAUACUGCUGAACAACACUCGUUUGGUGUCACGGAUGCUGAAAGAGCCAGAAAGAUUCAAGAAGAAGCUAGAAAAAAUGCUAGCAAUGUCGAGAUUGAAGUCUCUGCUGAUGGCAGCAUCGUCAAGAAGAAUGUUUCUCCGAAGAGAUAUCCACAAGCACAAAUUGAGGACGACGAGCAAGUCUCCGCCCAGGAUUUGAUCGACUUCACCCCGGUCCAUCGAUGCUGUCAAAUCUUCAACGUUCUCGGAGCCAAAGAAGAGUUCGAGCAGUAUUACCGGCAGCAAAGAAGAGAGCAAUGUGACUUGGUUAUUGAGCCAUCUCACAAAAUGAACAAUUUCAAGCACUACGUCGAGUAUUUGGACGAGAUUGUUGGUUUCUUCGUUGUCGAGGACCAGAUUCUGAUGACUCAAUCGAACCUGUCGACUACUGCUGACAAGGACAAGUUGUGGGAUAAUGCUCUGUUGAAGAUUCGCCACCAUUUGGAUGCAAGAUUUGGAGGAUGUCCGGAUGUCGAGAUGAUGUUGAGAAUGAAGAAAGUCAUUCUUCUCUUUAUUCUUACCAUGAAAUCGUAUGGAUAUGCGGUAUCUCCACUCUACGAGUUGCUCCAGAACUUCAGAGACCAGUAUAAUGAGAUUCUCGUCAAGGAGUACUGCGCUCAGUUCGAGAGAGAUCUUGACAAAGACAACUACACCCCAAUCACUGUCAACACUGAGGAAGAAUUCCGUGCCGUCAUCCGCCAGUUUCCGUUUUAUAAGAGAAGUAUGGAACAGGAAGCCUUCCCGCGCAAAUUCCCAUUCUCCCGCUUCAUCAUUUCGGCUUACACCCAGGCGAAGCAAUAUUUGGUUGGGUGCUUGAAAUUCAUGGACAACUUGCAACUGAACACUUCUGUUAUUGACGAUACUGUCAGAAGAUGUGCAAAUGUUCUGCUUGGACGUUGGGCUGGAAUCUUGAAGACAUUCGUUCACAAACGACUCUCGAUGAUUCAACUGGUCCAAAUCACCAUCAACCUUGGAUACCUCGAGAAGUCAUGUGAAUCGCUUGGAGCUUUCAUUACCAGCAAGACUAGUGGAGAAGAGGCAAUUGGAACAACCUCCCAUCAAGUUGUGCUCUCGGAAAAAGUCUUCCGCGAUGUCCGAAGUGAGGUCGAGCAGCAAAUCGACGAGUGUAUGCAGAGCAAAGUGGAUGAGAUCAUUGAGUUGGCGAACUACGACUGGGAGUUGCCUGCUGCAUCGGGACAAGCGUCGGAUUUCAUCACCGACCUGAUCAAGUUCCUCCUCACCACCUUCCAAUCAUUCACCAACCUGCCAUCCGGACUGGCGAAGCAUGUCUGCACUCAGACCUGCAAACACAUUUCGCAGUCACUGUCGGACUUGCUGCUGUCCCCCGACACAAAGUGUAUCUCAACCGGAGCUCUUGAUCAGUUCUCGUUGGACGUGAUGCAGUGCGAGAUGUUCACCACAAGAUGCCCAGUCACUGGUGUAGACCCACAGACGCUAUCAAUGACGUUUGCUGAUCUUCGACAGCUACUGGAUCUAGUGAUGUCCUCCGACUGGACUACCUUCAACGCGGAAUACGGCAAGGACCACGCCAAAUACCUUCGAGUAAAGGCGUCGACUGCUAUCGUCGUACUCGAGAAAAUGAUCGAGUACGAAAGGAAAAGUACUGGAUUCUUUGGAAUUGCUAGAGGAGACCGCAAACGACUCCUCGACACCAUCGUCCGCCAACUUAAGCUUCUUGAAAUCCAGUAA